This is a messenger RNA of Moesziomyces aphidis, 4842 nucleotides long. The record is from the annotation of a GenBank genome assembly. NCBI's taxonomy places the organism in Eukaryota, Fungi, Basidiomycota, Ustilaginomycetes, Ustilaginales, Ustilaginaceae.
AUGGAGGCAGACGGCCACGCUUCGCAGCCGGCGCCCGCCAUCGCAGCAGCAGCGGUGAGCGAGCGUGACAGCCACGGAACCGGCACCGGUGCCGCCACCACCACCAACGCUGCUACCACCAAUGCAGCCACCUCGGUCGCUGGUGACGCGGACAACUCCUCCCACGACAGCAGCUCCAAUCAGCCCUCGCCUGCCAUGCCUCCCAUCCAGCGCACCAAGAGCGGUCGUGGCAGCGUCCCCUUUGCUUCGCUCGACCCGGAAGGCACCGCCGAACUCACCCGUCGCCUCACCGAGCACUCGCUCCGCGCACGCACCCGCACCACCGACGGCGGAGAGGCCGCACUCGGCUUCGACCCCUUUGACAAGAACGGCAACUUUGAGCUCGAGCGCUUUCUCCGCCAUGUCAUGGACCAGGCACAGGGUGCCAACCUCGAGAGCCGCCAGAUGGGCCUGGUCUGGCAGAACCUCACCGUCACCGGCCUCGGCACCGGCUACGCUAUUGGUGAUACCAUUGGCUCCCUCCCGCUCAAGCCCUUCGAAGCUAUCAAGAACUUCAAGUCCAUCCUCCACCCGCCCGUCAAGACCAUCAUCGACAACUUUGAGGGCUGCGUCAAGCCCGGAGAGAUGCUCCUUGUCCUCGGUCGCCCCGGUGCAGGAUGCACCUCCUUCCUCAAGAGCAUCGCUUCCUACAGAGACGGUUUCAGGUCCAUCGACGGCACCCUUCUCUACCAGGGCAUGGAUCACACCGUAAUCGACAAACGCCUCCGUGGUGAUGUAGUUUACUGUCCCGAAGACGACGUGCACUUCCCCACGCUCACCGUCUGGCAGACGCUCGCCUUCGCCGUCGCCACCCGCGCGCCCCAGGCACGUCGCCGACUCGACCUUCUCGAAAGCCAAGACACCAACACGCGCCAGGGCUACGUCAAGACCGUCGUCGAGGUGCUCGCCACCAUCCUCGGCCUCAGGCACACCUACAACACCAAGGUCGGAAACGAUUUCAUCCGCGGCGUCUCGGGCGGCGAGCGCAAGAGGGUCAGCGUUGCAGAGACCUUUGCGGCGCGCGCAAAGAUCGCGCUCUUCGACAAUUCCUCGCGUGGUCUCGACUCGAGCACCGCGCUCGAGUUCGUCAAGUCGCUUCGUAUCUCCACCGACAUCUCCAACACCACCACCAUCGCCUCCAUCUACCAGGCGGGCGAGGGCCUCACCCAGCUCUUCGACAAGGUGCUCGUCAUCAACGAGGGCAAGCAGGUCUACUUUGGCCCCACCGCCGACGCCGCCGACUACUUUACCGAGAUGGGUUACGUGCCUCACGACCGUCAGACCACCGCCGACUAUCUGGUCGCCUGUACCGACGUGCUCGGCCGCAAGACGCGCGAAGACUUCGAGGAUCGUGCACCUCGCACGGCCGACGAGAUGGCGCGCUACUGGCAGAACUCGCCCCAGGGCAAGAAGAACCACGAAGAGGUCGAGGCGUACCUCAAAGAGCUCCGCGAGAGUGUCGACGACGAGGCCAUCAAGCACUACAAGCAGGUGGCGCGCGAGGAAAAGGCAAAGCACUCGCGCAAGGGCAGCGCCUACAUCAUCUCGCUCCCCAUGCAGAUCCGACUGGCCAUCAAGAGGCGAGCACAGAUCAUCUGGGGCGACCUCGCCACCCAGCUCGUCAUCACGCUCGCCAGCAUCUUCCAGGCACUCAUCACCGGCUCGGUCUUCUACCAGAUGCCCAAGAACACCUCGGGCUUCUUCUCGCGCGGCGGCGUGCUCUUCUUUGCGCUCCUCUACAACUCGUUCACCGCGCUCUCCGAGAUCACCGCCGGCUAUGCGCAGCGCCCCAUCGUGAUUCGCCAGCGAAGGUUCGCCAUGGUGCAUCCUUUCUCGGACGCCAUCGCCAACACGCUGCUCGACAUCCCCAUCCGCACGUUUACGCUCAUCUUCUUCGACAUCCUCAUCUACUUCAUGACCGGCCUCGCCUACACCGCCGACCAGUUCUUCGUCUUCUUUGGCGUCACCGCGCUCAUCAGCUUCACCAUGGUCGCCUUCUUCCGCUGCCUCGCUGCUGCCACCAAGUCCGAGUCGCUCGCUACCAUGAUUGGUGGUCUGGCCGUCAUCGACCUCGCGCUCUACGCCGGCUACGUCAUCCCGCGUCCGUCGAUGGUCGUGUGGUGGAAGUGGCUCAGCUACUGCAACCCCGUGGCGUUUGCGUUCGAGAUCCUGCUCACCAACGAGUUCCGCCGCCUCAACGUGCCAUGUGGCAACUACGUCCCCUACGGUCCAGCAUACGCCAACGUUCCCUCCGCCAACAAGGUAUGCCCCGUCGCUUCGGCGCGCCCGGGACAGGAGACGAUCAACGGCUCCGAGUACCUGGCUGCGUCGUUCCAGUACUACUACUCGAACUCGGGCCGCAACGCCGGCAUUGUGAUUGCCUUCUGGAUCUUCUUCUUGAUGAUCUACUUUGUCGCGUCCGAGUUCCAGAGCGACCCGACCGCCUCGGGCGGCGUGAUGGUGUUCAAGCGCGGCUCAGCACCCAAGCAGGUCGUGCAGGCUGCCAAGGCGUCGGGCGAUGUCGAGGCGGGAGACGUGGCUGGCGUCUCGCCCGACCCCGUCGCCGACGACGCAAACGCAGACCACCAAGACUCGAACGACGCAGUGGCCAAGCUCGAGUCGUCCACCUCGGUGUUCGCAUGGAAGAACGUCAACUACGACGUCAUGAUCAAGGGCAAUCCGCGUCGUCUGCUCAACAAUGUCUCGGGCUUCGUCGCGCCGGGCAAGAUGACGGCGCUCAUGGGCGAGUCGGGUGCGGGCAAGACGACGCUGCUCAACGUGCUGGCACAGCGCACCGACACGGGCGUGGUCAAGGGCGUCUUCAGCGUCAACGGCGCACCGCUGCCCAAGUCGUUCCAGUCGUCCACCGGAUACUGCCAGCAGCAGGACGUGCAUCUGGCGACGCAGACGGUGCGCGAGGCGCUGCAGUUCUCGGCGCUGCUGCGACAGCCGCGCGAGACGCCGCGCGAGGAGAAGCUCGCCUACGUGGAAAACGUGAUCAAGAUGCUCGAGAUGGAGUCGUGGGCCGAGGCGCUCAAGCUCGCCUACGUGGAAAACGUGAUCAAGAUGCUCGAGAUGGAGUCGUGGGCCGAGGCGCUCGUCGGCGAAGUCGGCAUGGGCCUCAACGUCGAGCAGCGCAAACGCCUCACCAUCGGCGUCGAACUGGCUGCCAAGCCCAAGCUGCUGCUCUUCCUGGACGAGCCCACGUCGGGUCUGGAUGCCAUGGCCGCAUGGAGCAUCGUGCGCUUCCUGCGCAAGCUCGCCGACGCCGGCCAGGCGAUCCUGUGCACGAUCCACCAGCCUUCGGGCGAGCUGUUCAACCAAUUCGACCGUCUGCUCCUCCUCCAGAAGGGUGGCAAGACGACCUACUUUGGCGACAUUGGCCACAACUCUCAGAAGCUCAUCGACUACUUUGGCAAGCGCUCGGGCAAGACGUGCGGCGAGGACGACAAUCCUGCCGAGUACAUCCUCGACGUCAUCGGUGCAGGCGCAACCGCAUCGACCGACAAGGACUGGCACCAGCUCUUCCUCGAUUCGGAACUGUAUUCGGACAUGGUGCAGAGUCUGGAGCAGAUCGACGCUUCGGGUGCCGAUCACACCGUCACCGCCGAGGAGGAGAUGAUGGGCCGACGCGAGUACGCCGAGCCGCUGUCGGUGCAGGUCGGCCUGGUUCUCAAGCGCGCCUUUACGCACUACUGGCGCGACACGACGUACAUUACCUCGAAGCUCGCUCUCAACAUCAUCGCUGGUCUCUUCAUUGGCUCGUCAUUCUACGGCCAGGGGUCCAAGGAGACGAGUGCGUCGCUGCAGAACAAGAUCUUUGCCGUCUUUAUGGCGCUUGUGCUUUCGACGUCGCUCUCGCAGCAGCUGCAGCCGGUGUUCAUCCAGUUCCGUGCGCUGUACGAGGUGCGCGAGCGGCCGUCGAAGAUGUACAGCUGGUGGGUGGCGGUAUGGUCGGCGCUGCUGGUCGAGAUGCCGUGGAACCUGCUGGGCGGUACGCUGUUCUGGAUCUGCUGGUACUUCUUCUUGGACUUCCCCACCGAGUCCAAGACGGCCGCGACGGUGUGGGGAUUCUACAUGCUCUUCCAGAUCUACUUCCAGACGUUUGCGGCGGCGAUCGCGGCCAUGUCGCCCAACCCGAUGAUCGCCUCGAUCCUCUUUUCGACCUUCUUCUCGUUUGUCAUUGUCUUCUGCGGCGUGGUGCAGCCUCCUCCGCAGCUGCCGUACUUCUGGCGAAGCUGGCUCUUCUACCUGAGCCCGUUUACGUGGCUCGUGGAGGGCAUGCUUGGAUCGGUGCUCACGGGCCGCCCCGUUCGAUGUGCGCCCAACGAGCUCAACGCCAUCACGCCACCGUCGGGCCAGACGUGCGCACAGUACCUCGCCAACUUUGUCACCACGCUCGACGGACCCAACCUCGGCACGGGCUACUACCAGGACGGCCCCAACGGCACGUGCGAGUACUGCCAGUUCCGCGUGGGCGACGACUACCUGCGCACCAUUGACAUGAACGCCGCCAACCGCUUCCGCGACCUCGGCUUCAUCUGCGCGUACAUCCUGUUCAACAUUGCGCUCUGCUUUGCCCUCUUCUACUUUUUCCGCAUCUUCAAGCUCUCGGACUGGAAGAAGGCUGACAACAGCAAGGUCGUGCCCAAGGCCGACGAGGGCACGCAGAAGGCCGACGAGAAAGUCACCGAGACCUCGGCGGCUGCCAAGGGCGCGGGCGACGACGCUGCCGCCCAGCCUCUGCCGGCCACCAACCUUCUCCCCGCCGCUGGCGUGCAGGGCCCGCAGACCAAGGUCUAG